AUGUCCGGCAGUAAAUCGAUCUUCGUCACAGGCAACGCGAACAAACUAAAGGAGGUUCGCGCUAUCCUCGCUAAGUCAGGCGUAGAGAUCGAUUCGCAAGAGCUCGACAUUCCUGAGAUACAGGGAAGCACCCAAGAGGUUGCCCUAGCAAAAUGCCACCGUGCCGCCGAAUUGCUCGGAGGGCCGUGUAUCACUGAGGACACGGCCCUAUGCUUUGAGGCGCUGAAUGGACUUCCGGGACCGUACAUCAAAUACUUUCUGAAGGAGCUUGGGCAUGUGGGAUUGAACACGCUGCUCGAUGGUUUCCCGACGAGAGCUGCAUGGGCUCUCUGUACCUUCGCGUACAGUGCAGGACCAGGAACAGAACCUGUCCUGUUCGAGGGGCGUACAGACGGCCAGAUCGUCUCGGCGCGAGGCGAAGGCAAGUUCGGUUGGGAUCCUGUCUUUGAACCGAGCGGUACAGGGAAGACUUACGCGGAGAUGAGCGCGGAGCAAAAGAACACGCUUUCACAUCGAUACAAGGCCCUGGAGAAACUGCAGACGUAUCUGAGCACGAUGAAUGUAUAA
Molecule: messenger RNA, 567 nt
Organism: Postia placenta MAD-698-R-SB12
Lineage: Eukaryota; Fungi; Basidiomycota; Agaricomycetes; Polyporales; Adustoporiaceae
Exons: 5
Coding region: 1-567 (188 amino acids)
Biological process (GO): nucleoside triphosphate catabolic process
Cellular component (GO): cytoplasm
Molecular function (GO): nucleoside triphosphate diphosphatase activity
Source: RefSeq, a predicted model, not a curated record